Haemonchus placei is the source of this 729-nucleotide messenger RNA. The record is from the annotation of a GenBank genome assembly. Lineage: Eukaryota; Metazoa; Nematoda; Chromadorea; Rhabditida; Trichostrongylidae.
AUGGACUUACGGCUGGACCAUGAUGACCGAUUGAGGGAGAAAUCCCGAGUUCCCGAUAAGCCGGAGAAUGUCCGUGGUUACACCAUUUCGUAUGGCGUCGCUACUCCGUCACGACGAAUUGUCAUCGAAGGUGUCAACACGAAUUCGUUCACCCUGAAUCGAUUAGAGCCGGAUACGGACUACGUAUUCGCCGUAGGUGCUUAUAACGAAGCCGAAGGCGAGGAUGGAGAACCAGUAUUUCUUUCGGCUCGAACGUUGCCAAGUGACGGUGCACCCGCCUUCUCCCUGUGGCCACCUAUCGCUGUACGAGCACAAUCGCCUGCUCCUGGAAUAGUUACGGUAUCAUGGGAGGAUCCGAAUCCUGAACAGGAUAUCGAGAACGAAAUCGAUGGCACUCAACGACACUACCUCAUACAGUAUGGUAUCUACCAAUCGGAGCAAUUGUCCAAAAUGCGUUCGAAUUCACGGCAUGUCAAAUUGACCGGUUUACUACCAGGAAAAGAGUACGAGAUCGCUGUGAAAGUGGUCGGUGAUGAUGGACGAGAAAGUCCAUGGAGUAUUCGUGACAUUGUGCUCACCCCUCCAGAUCCAUCUAAAGAAGUUUCGCGAUAUGACUGGGAAUGUGAUUUCGAGAAAGAUCUGUGUGGAAUGCGCAACGGUGAUGGCGUCAAUUGGAUACGUAGCGGUGGAUCGCCACCUGCCGAAAGUGGUGAGUAUUACUUGUUAUAG